Phodopus roborovskii (desert hamster) is the source of this 1719-nucleotide messenger RNA. RefSeq names its product INSC spindle orientation adaptor protein (gene Insc). Bases 1 to 1683 code for a protein of 560 amino acids. Lineage: Eukaryota; Metazoa; Chordata; Mammalia; Rodentia; Cricetidae. Gene Ontology annotation, molecular function: cytoskeletal adaptor activity; protein binding. The record is from RefSeq and is a predicted model, not a curated record. The transcript is spliced from 11 exons. Gene Ontology annotation, cellular component: apical cortex. Gene Ontology annotation, biological process: establishment of mitotic spindle orientation; apical protein localization; asymmetric cell division.
AUGAGAAAUGGUGGUGAGAACUGGAGAAACAGAAUUGAGCUUACACUAGAUGCUCAGCAAACAUUGGUGGCCUGGGAUGGGAACUCACUGGGAAAGGUGGAGUAUUGGCAGUCACCCUGCCCACUGUUCUCUGGUUGUAGGCUACACCUCAUGCAGGUGGACUCGGUCCAGCGUUGGAUGGAGGAUCUGAAGCUCAUGACCGAGUGUGAGUGCAUGUGCGUCUUGCAGGCAAAACCCAUCAGCUUGGAGGAAGACACACAAGGUGACCUUAUCCUAGCAGGUGGUCCCAGCCCAGGAGAUCCACUACAGCUGCUCCUGAAGCGGGGAUGGGUCAUCAGCACAGAGCUUCGAAGGAUCGGGCAGAAGCUAGCCCAGGACCGCUGGGCACGUGUGCACAGCAUGAGUGUGCGUCUAACAUGCCAUGCACGCUCUAUGGUCAGCGAGUACAGCACCAUCAGCAGGACCUCCUCACAGGAAAUGGGCCAGGCAGAGAAGCUGCUCAUGGAGAAAUGUUCUGAGCUCUCAGCAGUCACCCAGAGGUGCCUCCAGGUGGAAAAUGAGCAUGUUCUGAAGUCAAUGAAGGCCUGCGUGAGUGAGACCCUGAGCAUGCUGGGCCAGCACUUUGGCCAGCUACUGGAGCUGGCUCUGACACGGGAAGUGCAGGCACUUGUGAGGAAAAUCAAUACCUCAGACAAUAUCUACAUCAUGGAGUCUACCACAGGGAACCUGUUCAGCCUGACCCAGGAGGGGGCUCCUUUGUGCCGCAUCAUAGCCAAGGAAGGUGGAGUUGUAGCCCUCUUCAAGGUCUGCCGGCAGGACAGCUUCCGGUGCAUGUACCCUCAGGCUCUCCGCACACUCGCCUCUAUCUGCUGUGUAGAAGAGGGUGUCCAUCAGCUGGAGAAGGUAGAUGGUAUCCUGUGCUUGGCGGACAUCUUGACCGAUGACAGCCACUCAGAGGCCACUCGAGCUGAGGCUGCAGCUGUGGUGGCCCAGGUUACCUCCCCACAUCUGUCCUUCACCCAGCACCUCACUAGCUUCCUGGAGAACAUGGAGGAGAUUGUGACAGCCCUCAUCAAACUGUGCCAAGAGGCCUCAUCAGGGGAAGUCUUUUUGCUGGCCUCUGCAGCCCUGGCCAACAUCACCUUCUUUGACAAAAUGGCCUGUGAGAUGCUUCUGCAGCUGAAUGCCAUCCGUGUCCUCCUGGAAGCCUGCUGUGACAAGCAGAGAGUGGACACACCUUAUACUCGAGACCAGAUUGUGAGCAUCUUGGCAAACAUGUCUGUGCUGGAGCAGUGUACCUCUGACAUCAUUCAGGAGAAUGGUGUCCAGCUCAUCAUGGGCAUGCUGUCUGAGAAGCCAAGGUCUGGGAGCCCCGCUGAGGUGGCAGCCUGUGAAAGGGUACAGCAGAAAGCUGCGGUGACCCUGGCCCGCCUCUGCCGAGACCCACAUGUGGCCCAGGAGGCAGUGCGGCUCAGCUGUAUGUCUCGCCUUAUUGAGCUCUGCAGAUCCCCAUCUGAGAGGAACAACAGUGAUGCUGUGCUUGUGGCCUGCCUGGCUGCUCUGCGUCGGUUGGCCGGUGUCUGCCCGGAAGGCCUCCAGGAUUCUGACUUCCAGCAGCUGGUGCAGCCUCGGCUUGUGGAUUCCUUCUUGCUGUGUAGCAACAUGGAGGAGAGUUUUGUGUAGUGAGUGUGGGAGAGGAGGCACACUGUGCACAUCUCA